This is a messenger RNA of Salvia splendens (bonfire salvia), 929 nucleotides long. RefSeq names its product eukaryotic translation initiation factor 4E-1-like. Gene Ontology annotation, biological process: translational initiation. The transcript has 5 exons. Bases 71 to 697 code for a protein of 208 amino acids. Gene Ontology annotation, molecular function: translation initiation factor activity; RNA 7-methylguanosine cap binding. NCBI's taxonomy places the organism in Eukaryota, Viridiplantae, Streptophyta, Magnoliopsida, Lamiales, Lamiaceae. Gene Ontology annotation, cellular component: cytoplasm; eukaryotic translation initiation factor 4F complex. The record is from RefSeq and is a predicted model, not a curated record.
UAACCAACAUAACAAAACUGCGAAAAUUGAUAGAAGAAAUUGAAAAUCAGAGAGAGACAGCUCGUCGUCGAUGAAGAAGGAAGACGAAUCCGACGUGAAGGAGGCGGAGAUCGUAGCCGCCGAUUCUGACGGCGUGGUGGCGCCGCCAAAGCCGGCGCCGACGAGGCAUCCGCUGGAGAAUUCGUGGACGUUUUGGUUCGAUAAUCCCUCCGCCAAAUCGAGACAAGCUGCGUGGGGAUGCUCGAUUCGUCCGGUUUACACCUUCUCCUCCGUCGAGGAUUUCUGGCGACUUUACAACAACAUACAUCAUCCAAGCAAGCUAGCAGUUGGAGCAGACUUUCAUUGUUUCAAAGAGAAAAUAGAGCCAAAAUGGGAAGACCCAAUCUGUGCAAAUGGUGGCAAGUGGACUGUUAGUUUCUCUAGGGGAAAAUCUGAUACUUCUUGGCUCUACACAUUGUUGGCAUUGAUUGGAGAGCAAUUUGAUAAUGGUGAUGAGAUAUGUGGAGCUGUUGUAAAUGUGAGAGCUAGGCAGGAUAAGAUAGCUUUAUGGACCAAGAAUGCUGCCAACGAAGCUGCUCAGUUGUGCAUAGGAAGACAAUGGAAGGAGUUCUUGGACUACAAUGAACAAAUCGGUUUCAUAUUCCAUGCUGAUGCUAAGAGGCUCGACAGAGGUGCCAAAAAUCGAUAUACGAUCUAAGGUCACUCUUCCAUUGGAUCGACUCUUUGAGUUCAUUACUUGGAUUUUCUUCUGAACUGCAACGAAUAAUUUUCAAUCUUCUGCACGCGAUAACAGAAUAGAAGAUGAAAACCAGCCAAAUGGUAGAUUAAUAAGAAAAAGAGUUCUUCAGGUUGGGUUUUGGCAUGUACAGAGAUCCAUGAGAAUUUUUGUUUCAAUGUGAGCAUACAAACUUAUCAAUUAUCCGACACAA